GCUCCGCGCCAGCUCCCGCUCGCUCCCUGCCCACUCCCGGGGGGACGUUCCGUGCCGCGGCCGCCGCGGCCGCCGCUUCUUUCACACUUGAGUUGGGAGCUGCGCGCCGCGCUCAGUUACUGGAGAGCUGGCCGCGCGCCGCCGCCUCCCGCACGCUUGCACGCGGGCCCGGCUUCGGGGUUUUGGGUUCUUACUCCAAGCGGCGGGGAGGAGGGGGAGCCCAGGACACACUGUGGGGAGGAGGAGGAAGAAGAGGAGGAGGGAGGAAGAAAAAAGGCGAGGAGGACAGGGGCGGGGGGCGGGAGGCUUGCCACCUUCAGCCCCCCCGCGAACGCCCAAGGUGCACACAUCUUGACCAACUCAGCAGCAAGGUGGAUUUUCUUUGUGUUUAAAGAAAAAAAAAAUGUGCCCGUGUCUGUAGAGAUGAUUUACAGUUCAGCCCGGCUGAAGCUGACCGAAUGAGACUAUGGGCUGUGCCUCCGCCAAGCAUGUUGCCACUGUUCAAAAUGAAGAGGAAGCCCAGAAAGGGAAAAACUACCAGAAUGGAGAUGUGUUUGGCGAUGAGUAUAGGAUCAAACCAGUGGAAGAGGUCAAAUACAUGAAAAAUGGGGCAGAAGAAGAGCAGAAAAUAGCAGCCAGGAACCAAGAAAACUUGGAAAAAAGUGCCAGCUCAAAUGUAAGACUUAAAACUAAUAAAGAGGUUCCGGGAUUAGUUCAUCAACCCAGAGCAAACAUGCACAUCUCUGAAAGCCAACAAGAAUUCUUCAGAAUGCUGGAUGAAAAAAUUGAAAAGGGUCGGGAUUACUGUUCGGAAGAAGAGGAUAUCACAUAGCACCAAUUUUACCACUCAAACCAGGAGCUACUACUGUGUAAAUAGGUUACACCCCAGUUGAAAUCUUUGCAAAGGUCGGUUCUAUUCAGCGAACAGCACUAUAGCAAAAGAAGAUCGUUCCAUAUCGUACGCCCCAUUAAAUUACAGUGUUUCUUAAUGAACUUGCAAAGGAAUAUUGCUAAAAACAAACAAAAAAAAACUGUUAUCGAACUUUCUUUGUUGCUGCUAGUUAAAACUUGUUGCAACUUUUCACUUCUCUUGUGUCCAGGUAUGCAGCAAAAUUCUGCAAUUUCACCUUAAAGAUACUGUUGGUUUUACAGAUGCUCUCCAACCUAUUUUCUAUAAGAUGAGGUAGUGGUGAACUCAGAUAUCAAACUUCUCUUCUAAACUGGUUCUGCUUCUAAGACAAGCAUCUCCUGCCCUCUCUCCUUCCUCCCCAUCUCUCGCACGCAGUCUAGAGAUGGACUGAGCCUUGCUUCUUACUGGCAGUGUUGAGCUUUGGAGAUGGGAUGGUUGCUAUGCCAAGCCUUGUUUCUCUGCUCAGAAGAAGUAGAGAAGCUAUUAUCAAUUAAAAGCAUGCUGUGAUGUGACUCCUGGAAGUGACAUAGGAGUGAGUGGCAGGUUGUUUGAUUUAAUAGGUAUCUUAAUCAAGAAUUAAGCUUGCAACAUUGGCUUUGCUCAGAUGCAGAUGGAAGUGUGAUCACAAUCACUUUGAAUCCCUCUUCCUCACUUUUUUUUCUAAGAAAAUAAACAUUUUACUGUUUUUAUGGAUCCUUGUCUUCUCCCAUUCAUCCAGCUCAGUGUUUUAAGAUGAUCCUGGGUGCAGAAGUUGAGCCCUCCUUUGCAUUGACACUGAUAAUUAGCCUAAAGGGCUGCCUACCCUUCCAUUAAUAAUUUACCAAGCAUUAGCAAGGCUGAAAGUGGACUGAAGAGGUGAGGGGACAUCCUAUGACUUUUUAGGAGGGCCUGAAACCACCUUGUUACCUUUCAUUUUGUUAGCAAAUAAACCAUCCUAUUUCGUAACUCUCCCCCUUCAAAAUGCUACAUGAGCCUUGCCACUUCCUUUUUCCCUUACUUCCAGCACACUAGACAUAGCAAAAGUGUUUGCCUACUCAACAACGUAAUACUUUUAUGCUUAUGAUGAUAUUUGGAGAUGUGAAAGCCAAACGCCCCUGGCAAUGGUGGGGAAUGUUGACUGAGUGUUCAGCAGAGUUUAUUUUUCCAUACUAUAUGAAGAGAAUGAUCUCUUCUCAAAGACAGAAGUGAUAUUUUUAACAAAUAUUGUCACAAGUAAAUAGCAAUCAAAAGGAGAAAAUAACUUUUGUAUUUUUUUAAUGUGUUUGAUAGCUUUGACGAGGGUUCUCUUUGUUACUUUCAGGGGAGGGCAUCCUAUUAAAUGCCACGCCAGCAGUCCGGGUUUGGGUUUGUCCCACAAAAAGACAGGAGCACUGUAUGUUUCUCUCUUUUGGGGUUGUGACUUUGAAGGGCCUCGAUGUUAGCCACCCGCAGAAGGUGGAGAGUUAAGAUGUUCUGUGUCAAUUUGCUCUUGCCGAAAAGAUGAGCCUCGAUUUUAAAAUCUAUCCACAUAACUGAGGGCACCACUGAUGUGCUAAUAGUGAGAUUCCCUAUCUCCUUUUAGACCUGGGACGGCAAAAAGGAAGGGAAGGAAACUUAGCAGAGUACUAAGGACAAUAGAUUCACAUAUUAGCAACAAAAUCCCGUAAUUCUUUUGGCCAACAGCAGCUAUUUUGGGGAGCAGCUGUGGCUGUUACAUAAAUAGAGAUGCAGCCAAAAUGUUAGGCUUUUUUAUCCUGCUUCAAGUAGAAAAAAUGCAGGGAGAGUCAAGUAGUCUCGGGUUUCAGGUUGCCUCCUCUCAUACGGUUUUUGGCCAAGUGACUAAAAUAGUUUUCCACAACUGUAAACGAACUGCUAAGCCCCACCUCAAACUUGUUCACUGGAGACUUUGUUCACUGUUCUGUGGAUGACCUUUUCCGGGAUUUCUUGUUCUUAUCAAGCAAGAAUUAAGCACAUGCUAAACGUCUUCCAUUUGAUUUCUUUACUCGGUGUCUCACACAGUCUUCCCAGAAAACCACCACCCUCUACCCGAAGAUGAAACAUGCUCAUGUCAUUUCUCUCACGGUCACAUUGAACACUUUUGACAUGUUACACUUGUGCAUAGAUCCAAGCGUUUCUUGGGAACCUGACUUUUGAGUGUUUAAUAAAGCCGGAAGUGAUGUUGCCCUGAACCACCAGCUUUUCACCCGGGUUCUGGCUCUGGUGUUUAACACUGGAUACAUCUUUGUUGUGCGAAAGUAAGUUCUUCAGACACAUUUGGUACAUCCAGAAAU
Molecule: messenger RNA, 3180 nt
Organism: Mandrillus leucophaeus (drill)
Lineage: Eukaryota; Metazoa; Chordata; Mammalia; Primates; Cercopithecidae
Product: chromosome unknown open reading frame, human C1orf21
Exons: 6
Coding region: 467-832 (121 amino acids)
Source: RefSeq, a predicted model, not a curated record